UGGUUAAUAUUUGCCAAAAUUGGCUCAUUUUGGAAAAACGUCCUUUGAUUCAAUCCUUUAAGUCAUCACAUGAUGAAAUACAUUUUUAGAUAUUUCUCGAGUCCUCACAUAUUGAUUCAAAUCAAGGGAUAAGGUAUCUAUCAAUCAAUACGAGUGGAAUUACUCAAUAUCCACAAGAAAGAAUCCAACCCUAGAAUACGAUGCAUUCGCAAGUCAAUUUAUGAAAGAGGGAGAAUAAAAAUAUUGUUACCUUAUAAUUAGGAGGCAUAGAAUUCACAACUUUAUUUGCGGACGAAGCUUCGUUGUUACAUGUAACUAUCGUUGAUAUAUGAAUAUCUUUCACUCAACGCAUACACAAUACACUAACCAAAAAGUAAAGAUGUUAAGUUUCCUAAUUUACCUAUUUUAAUCACUUUACUAUCGUAUCGUAUGAGAAAAAGUUUGUGCGACGACUCUUAAUAACAAUAAUAAUAAUAACAUGGCGGAGGCCGAGUUAGACGACGUAGAGUCAUGGCGACUAAACCUCAACUCUUUCCGACUGCCGGAAAAUCGUCCUCCUUCCAUCUCUCGUUUUGGCCGCCUUUUCCGUACACGCAGGAGACAAGGAAAAGUUGCGGAUUAUUACAAAAAACAGGAAAGACUGUUAGAAGGCUUCAACGAAAUGGAAACCAUCAAUGAAACAGGUUUUUUUCCUGGAAGUUUGACUGAGGAUGAGAUGAAGCAGCUUGCAAAAAGUGAGCGACUGGCAAUUAAUAUAUCGAAUGCAGCCAAUGUUGUUCUUUUCCUAGCUAAGAUAUAUACAUCCAUAGAAAGCAGAUCAUUGGCAGUCAUUGCAUCAACAUUGGAUUCACUUCUUGAUCUUUUGUCUGGAUUUAUAUUGUGGUUUACUUCCCAUGCCAUGAGAAAACCAAAUCAAUAUUACUAUCCGAUUGGGAAGAAAAGGAUGCAACCAGUGGGAAUUAUAGUUUUUGCAUCGGUUAUGGCUACAUUAGGACUACAAAUACUGCUGGAGUCUGCUCGUGACCUCAUUACUAAGACGGGGCCUAAAAUGAAUCACACACAAGAAAUGUGGAUGAUCGGGAUUAUGGUCUCAGUAACAGUAGUGAAGUUUUGUCUUAUGGUCUACUGCCGUAGAUUUAAAAAUGAGAUUGUUCGUGCCUAUGCUCAAGAUCAUUUCUUCGAUGUUGUUACAAACUCUAUUGGUCUGGCGACUGCAGUUCUUGCUGUUCGAUUCUUUUGGUGGAUUGAUCCUACCGGUGCCAUAAUUAUUGCUUUGUACACUAUCGGUACAUGGGCAAGAACUGUCAUUGAGAACGUCUGGUCACUGAUCGGAAGGACUGCACCACCAGAGUUCUUAGCCAAGUUAACAUAUCUUAUAUGGAAUCAUAAUGAGGAGAUAAAGCACAUUGACACCGUACGAGCAUACACUUUUGGUACACACUACUUUGCAGAGGUUGACAUUGUGCUGCCGGAAGAUAUGCUUCUGAACCAAGCACAUAACAUCGGUGAGACACUCCAAGAGAAACUCGAGCAGCUACCUGAUGUAGAACGAGCAUUUGUGCACAUCGAUUUUGAGUUCACUCACCGACCAGAGCACAAAGCAAAAGUUUGAGGAUCCUAGAAACAGACUCAAAGUUUAGGAAUUUCAUCAAGUAUUAUCAGAUGAAUUUUUCCAUGUUUAUAGCCUAUUAUGUGUACGGUUUUAUAUAAUAAUAUUAUUUGCUGGAAAAUUCCUUGCCCCAGGGAUCAUCUGCGCAUCUAGUUAUCCUGAUUUCCUGAUAUCUGAUAAUUGCUUCCUUUGGAAGCAAAAGCAAAAUGUGAGAUUUUAUGAUUGUUUUUUACACUUCGUA
Molecule: messenger RNA, 1850 nt
Organism: Chenopodium quinoa (quinoa)
Lineage: Eukaryota; Viridiplantae; Streptophyta; Magnoliopsida; Caryophyllales; Amaranthaceae
Product: metal tolerance protein 10-like
Exons: 6
Coding region: 479-1612 (377 amino acids)
Biological process (GO): transmembrane transport; monoatomic cation transport
Cellular component (GO): membrane
Molecular function (GO): monoatomic cation transmembrane transporter activity
Source: RefSeq, a predicted model, not a curated record